AUGGGUCUUUCUAGCUUCCUUUUUAUAUAUCCUAACGGCAAGCUCAGUGCAAUCGAUGCUUAUUUCCUGGGUGUCAGCGCCUCGACCGUUACCGGCUUGACUACUAUCGAUGUCCCUGUCCUCAGAACGUACCAGCAGUUGUACCUCUACUUCAUUCCCCUGGUCUGCAAUACUGUGGUCAUUAAUAUCAUCGUCGUCGUCGCGCGUUUGAUCUGGUUCCGGAAAUACCUUAAGAAAGCCGCUCCUACUCUGUUAAGCCGACGCAGAGCCGCAGAUCCAGAUCCCAAGGAAGAUCCUGAGAUCGGUGCCGGGAUUCCCGUUUCGGAGCAGCCUGAACACCGACCCAGCAUUGCGCGUGCUGUCACAGACCGUGUUCCCAGAAACACUGCAGAGAAGGAUGUACUCCCCCAGAUUGAGGCCCGUAGUCAAACGCUCCCAGCUCCUGAUCAAAAUUCACAACGUUCUGUGGAAGAUGGCACACCUCCCGUUAAGGACGACAAGGUGGCCGAACACGGGACGAAGAUCACAUUUGACCCUUCAACCGAUCAUCAUCCUCGGCAUGAACACCAAGACUCUACUCUCUACAUCCCUGGACCCCGCGCCCGUGAUCAAGGACUGCCUUUUGUUGAGCUGAACAGCGGCCGUCCCUUUAGCAGAGAUACACGAGAUGAUGAUACUAUCGAGCCUAUUUCUCGCACCUAUUCUAAUUCCAUCAGAACUCUUCGCCAUCGACGCAGUGGUCUUAUCCUGUCCCAAGUUCGUUCGGUAGAACGUGUUGCUACCGUUGCUUCCUCGCUGUUUGUCAUCGGCAACACUGCUCAAGGUCCUAAGGAGCGUCCGUUAGCAAGAGCGCCGACACUUGCUGUAGGUGAUUUCCCGAACUUGUCGCGUGAGGUGACAAUUGGGCGGAAUUCCAUCUUUCACAACUUGACGUCAGAUGACCGAGAGGAACUUGGCGGUAUUGAGUACAAAAGUCUAAAGUUACUCCUCAAGAUCAUCGUUGGCUACUACGCUUUUCUCCAAUUCCUGGGUGCUGUCUGCCUGAUAGGAUGGGUUAACCAUGCUCCCAGCAAGUAUGUUGACUAUAUUGCUGAAUGUGGUCAGAACCGUUUCUGGUGGGCCAUCUUCUCCGCUCAAACUAUGGUCGCCAACUUGGGUUUCACUUUGACCCCUGACUCAAUGAUCUCAUUCAAUGAUGCCCCGGCUCCGCUGCUUAUCAUGAGCGCCCUCGCGCUUGCUGGACAUACGUUCUAUCCUAUUCUACUCCGCUUUAUCAUCUGGUCUGCGUCGAGAGUCUUUCCAAAACAGUCUUCACUGCAAGAGCCGUUACACUUUCUCCUGAAUCAUCCGCGUCGCUGCUAUACCUUGCUGUUCCCUAGCGGACCGACCUGGGCAUUGUUCGCCAUUCUCACCCUCCUCAACGUCGCCGAUGUCCUCUUCAUCAUUCUUCUUGAUUUGGACAAUCCGACUGUUACAGUUCUCCCGGGAUGGCAGAGAUUUUGCGCCGCUGUGUUCCAGGCCGUCAGUUCACGGCACACCGGUACUGCCACUUUUAAUCUGGCCAACGUCAACCCAGCAGUGCAACUGGCUUUGCUGGUCAUGAUGUACGUUUCGGUAUAUCCUAUCUCUAUCGUGGUUCGAUCUUCCAAUACUUACGAAGAACGCUCCCUUGGAAUCUACGAGGAUGAGCAACAACCGGAUGAGGAAGAUGGCGGUUCCUAUUUUGUGACACAUCUACGGAAUCAGCUCAGUUUCGAUCUGUGGUACAUUUGUCUUGGACUUUUCUGCAUCACCAUCGCAGAGCAUAAGAAGAUUAUGAAUGGAAACGACAUAGCUUUCACAAUGUGGCCCAUCUUGUUUGAGGGUGUGUCGGCAUAUUGUAAUGUCGGCUUGAGUUUAGGAUACCCAACGAUUAGUGCGUCAUUUUGCACCGAAUUUACAACUUUCAGUAAACUCGUCAUUUGCGCCAUGAUGAUUCGUGGGCGGCAUCGCGGGCUCCCAUACGCUUUGGAUCGCGCCAUUGUCCUGCCGACCGAAAAGUCAAUGGGCGACGAGACUACCUCUACGCGCACGCGUUCUCGCGAAUCUCACGAGCAUCAUGAGUAG
Fusarium pseudograminearum CS3096 is the source of this 2106-nucleotide messenger RNA. RefSeq lists its product as uncharacterized. Gene Ontology annotation, molecular function: high-affinity potassium ion transmembrane transporter activity. The record is from RefSeq and is a predicted model, not a curated record. Gene Ontology annotation, cellular component: plasma membrane. Bases 1 to 2106 code for a protein of 701 amino acids. The transcript is spliced from 9 exons. NCBI's taxonomy places the organism in Eukaryota, Fungi, Ascomycota, Sordariomycetes, Hypocreales, Nectriaceae. Gene Ontology annotation, biological process: intracellular potassium ion homeostasis; potassium ion import across plasma membrane.